AUGUCGAAACUCAUGCAAUACACGAACUUGGGUGAAAGUGGACUGCGAGUCUCUCGUGUUUGCGUCGGCUGUAUGUCCUAUGGCUUUCAAGAAGGACGUUGGAAAUGGACCAUAGCCGAAGAUCAAGCCCUACCACUUCUGAACUAUUGCUACGAGAAAAACCUGAACUUCUACGACACAGCGAAUGUCUACUCGAACGGUGUCUCUGAGGAGAUUCUGGGAAAGGCUAUCAAGAAGUACAACUGGCGCAGAGAAAACGUUGUCAUUGCAACCAAGGUCUACGCUCCUGUAGGUCGAGGCGCCGAAGAUGCCAUGGCUCUUUCGGAGCAAGAAAGAGAAAAUCAGGGCUAUGGCAACAUGUUCGGUCUAAGUCGCAAGCAUAUCUUUGAGAGCGUUGAUGCCAGUCUCAAGAGGUUGAAUUUGGAUUAUGUUGAUCUGCUCCAGAUUCAUCGGUUCGACUACAAGACCCCAGUCAAAGAGACAAUGAAGGCGUUACACGACAUAGUUCAGACAGGAAAGGUACGGUAUAUCGGCGCCUCAUCAAUGUUUGCACACCAAUUUCUCGAGUACCAAUAUACUGCUCGAAUGAAUGGGUGGACAGAGUUCAUCUCCAUGCAGAACCUCUACAAUGCCGUCUUCCGUGAAGAAGAACGAGAGAUGUACCCUGCCUGCCAGAAGUUCUCCGUGGGGGGUAUACCUUGGUCGCCCGUCGCAAUGGGCUUUCUUACCCGUCCCGUCGAUGCCUUCAAAGACACCACCAGAGGAGAAGGACUCGACAAAGGCAUGUUCGGCCAAGAAUGGACCGAAGGCGACAAGAAGAUCAAUAAGAGAAUCGAGGAGAUUGCCAAGGACCGAGGGACAACCAUGGCAGUUGUAGCCAUCGCCUGGACCCUAGCCAAGCCAUUCAUACACUCUCCUAUCGUUGGUCUGAGCAGCGAGAAACGUGUCGACGAAGCUAUUGAAGCAAUACACUUCAAACUGUCUGAGGAGGAAGUAAAGUCCAUCGAUGACUUGUACACAUCGAAGAAGAACGUUGGGUUUUCAUAG
Lithohypha guttulata is the source of this 1047-nucleotide messenger RNA. RefSeq lists its product as uncharacterized. The transcript is spliced from 2 exons. Lineage: Eukaryota; Fungi; Ascomycota; Eurotiomycetes; Chaetothyriales; Trichomeriaceae. The record is from RefSeq and is a predicted model, not a curated record. The coding region runs from base 1 to 1047 and encodes 348 amino acids.